This is a messenger RNA of Cinclus cinclus, 20314 nucleotides long. RefSeq names its product adenosine A2a receptor (gene ADORA2A). The record is from RefSeq and is a predicted model, not a curated record. Bases 14271 to 15581 code for a protein of 436 amino acids. Gene Ontology annotation, biological process: G protein-coupled adenosine receptor signaling pathway; adenylate cyclase-activating G protein-coupled receptor signaling pathway. Gene Ontology annotation, cellular component: membrane. The transcript is spliced from 2 exons. Lineage: Eukaryota; Metazoa; Chordata; Aves; Passeriformes; Cinclidae. Gene Ontology annotation, molecular function: G protein-coupled adenosine receptor activity.
CGGGCCCGCGGGGAGGGGCGGCGGGGCCCGGGGUGCAGCUCCCGGGGCAGAGCGGGACCUGCCGGCCGGGGCGGGCUGCGGGGCUCGUCCCGCUGGAGCAUCCCGAGCUCGGCGCUCCCCCGCCCCGGCCGUGCGCUCGGCUUCCCUCGGUUUCCCUCGCGGCGUCCGCCCCGCUCCCUCUCCUGCCUGUCUCGCGAAUUUGAAAAGCAGCCGCUCGCUGCCCUCUCGGUGCAGCCGAGUCCCCAGCCCCACGACGGGGCGAUUUUGCCCCGUGCCGCGUUCUUGUGGCCCGGCUCGGGUGGUGUCUCUCUCCCCCGUGGAGCCGGUGCUUUUCACUCCGUGCUCGUUCCCAGCUGUCAGUCCCUCGACACACCCCCGCGCUCCAAGAUGUUUGCUGCACGGAUCUUCCCUCAAACAUCAGGUGCUGGACUUUGCCUCCCUGAACCCAGCCGUCCUCCUGCCCUUCAGCAGAUAUUUGUGCUUAAUGGUAAAAUAGUGAUUCCACAGGAGCACCCUUCAUCCUGCAAACUUCUCUGUAGUGCUUUUAAAGGAAAUUUCUCCGCACUUCACAGUCGUGUGAAAGGGAAAAGGGCAGGGGCUGAAUAGACGGCUUCAAACCUGUGCGGUCUUGUCCCAUUCCUUGCCCCCAAAAGCCCCGACUCUGCCUUAUCUCUGCCGAGCGGCCGCGAGUUCCUCAGCAGAGCUCCUUGCGCUGCGCCCGGGAGCGCUCAGCCCCGCACCCCGCGAUGGAGCCGCCGCUGCCCGAGGGCCUGUGCCCCCGUGCUGGGGACAGCCGAACGGGCUGCGAGGUGCGGGGUGUCUGCGGGGCUCUCGGCAGGACCGCAUUCAGGUUUCUGCCCUGCCCUGGGGAAUGCCUGAGCCAGCAGGUGCCUUCCCAUCCCGCUGUGCCAGUGCUGGUGCGUGGUGCCCUCGCCGGGGAUGCUCCUGAGAGGAGAUUUUUCUGCACGGUCGUCCGUGCGGUCUAAGAGUCACGGUUGCUUUAUUGCUCUUUUGCGCCCUGAACGGUGUAGGGGUUUGGGGGGUCUCGGGUGCAGGGGGACUGCAGGCUUUGCCAUAGCCUGAAAGGAGGAAAGAUGGUUGAGCUUUCUUUAAAACUGCCUGGGGCACUGAGCCCACAGAGACAGGAAGGGUUAACUUAAAGAGAACAACAUGACUCACUUGGUAAAUAGUUAAUAGAAUUGCUGUAACUACUUAAAAUGAUUUUCCUAAGCAGAUGGCCAACUAUUAGAUAACUCAGUCUUUGGAUGUAUUUGUUUUCGGAUUUCUUAUCAGGCUUGUAAGUCUCAGGGACAUGUAACUCAAGAACUGGAGUAAUUGAUAAAUUCAUUCUUCUGCAUGAGGGAAACUAACAGAGAGAAAGAAAGCAUGGUGAGCCCCUGCAGUUAGAGAUACCCCUGGAGCAUAUUGCCCAAGUGAGGUUGAAAAAGAUUAGAUAAAGUGACCAGCAAGGAUGUGAGAAAUAUUUCAAUUGAGUUAGGACUGUGGAGGAAAUACCUUAUUUUGAAUCUCAAUAAAAAAGUCAAUAUAAACAUAAUAAUGUACCACAAAAACCUAUGGAAACGAAAUCCUGUCUAAUGUGACAAAUGGAUUAAAUUCUGAAUUAACCAGGAAAGCUGUGAACCUCUGAAUUUGUAGAGAAAACAUGUGGGUACAAACUGCAAACCUGUAUGUGUGUACAUAAAAUAAAAAUGACCGAUUUCAGGGUGUGAAAAAAAAGGCAAGCAGGUCUCCUUUUUAAUGGUGGCCAUGCAGUACAUUUGUAAUUUUCAUAUGUAUAUAAUCUGUGUCUUUGCAUAUAUAUUUUUAUACAUAAAAAUAGAAUCAGCAUCAGAUCAGGAUCCCUUCUACCAGGUCAAGGAGUGUUGGUCCAAUAAUGAUGUUUUUAGCCUCUGUCCUUCUAUCAGUGGGUGGAAAAGGCACUAAAGGUCUGAGCUGGAAAGCCUCUGCCAGGUCUCCCACGUUUGCAUUUCUCUUUUUGCUGGUAUUUUAAUAGGAUGUUUCCAUAAGGGCUGCUGCUGCUAUUGCGUUUGGAUAUAAUAAACUUUUGAAAGAUCUUAUUUUUUUUUUUUUAAUCUUCAGUGAUGGAUUUCUUGUAGAGCUGUGUGGUUAAGUUCUCCUAAGAGCCACUGUGGAAAGCUCAGCCCUGCAGAAGGUUUGGAGGGAAUCUUUACUCUUCCUUUCAGUGCUGUCUCAGAAGGGCCUGGUCCCCCCUUGGUUUUGAGCCUGGCUGCUUUUACAUCUUGUGUCAAGGGAAAGCCUCUCCCUUUACCACUUCCUUUCUGCCUGCCUGACUGAUGGCUGUAUGAUUUCUUGCCUGUACAGGAUGUUUAAGGUUUCACAGAUUUCCCACCAUUUUCACUAUGCUUGAGCUCUUCUCUGGGGUUUGACAUUUCUGCCCACAUGAGGUGGGACAAGGCACAGUGUGGGGAAAGUCUCUGAGUUCUGCACAGCUGGGAGUGAGGUGUUCCCCAUCCAAGGGCUGAUGCCAACAACUCUCUUGGUGUCCUGCAAAGUUUGUCCUUCUCUUCAGCUCGAACAGAUUCUGGCUCUGCUUGUUCAUUUUCUCAUUUGAUCUGGAUUGUGAAUAACUCCCAAGGUUGUUCAUUAUUAUGUGAUUUCUAUCUGAAAAUGGAGAUGGGCUAUUAAACUUUUUUUUUUUUUGUUGGACUCUAAAGUAAAAACCAGGAAAGAGAUCUUGAGCUGUGUGCCAAGGAAUCAGAGAAGAUCCUCACAAGGCAAUGGAGGGGGAUUCCCUUUUAUCAGGAUGUCUGGUAUUUGGGACCAGAAGGUUUGGUUGCUUCAUGGACCAUCUUCAGGUUUUUUUCACACAGUGCUCCUGAACAGCCUUGGUGAAGCUACUUGAACAAAACAGCACCAGUUCCUUGUCUCUCUGCUCAUUACAAAAAUGUUGAGGGAGCAUUUAAAGCAUCAUUUAAUGAGAUGCUUUUGUAGUUGAAUAUUGAAGAUUGGACUGUUAGGGGUGAGGAGCUGGCAGCAUUCUGUCUUGGGAGGACAGGAGAGUCUGGGCAGAUGCAGAAGGUGAUUUAACCUCCAAAGGCUUCAGAGGUUUCAGUUCCUUCUGUAGUCAGAAGAUGCUUCUCCCUUCACAAAGGUUGCAUCCAUACCAGGAAUAAUUACUGGUCGCAUAGCACUUUUUUUUUUCUGCAGUAAACCUCUGUAGAUCACAAUGGACAGAUGGCACAUACAAUUCUCAAUUAUGGAAAGUAUCCUUAGGAGGCACUUGGAGGUCAUCUAACCCAGACCUCUGCCCAAAGGCAGCUAUGGAUUUGCCAUUCCUGAUAUCUUUCUCUAUCCUGCUCCUAAAGGCCUGCAGUGGAGACUCCUCACUUUCCUGGUGUGCAGGAAAUAUCCCGAUGUCCAGCUUAAAACUCCUUUGCUCUAAAUUGUUCAUUCUGACCACAGUGGGCAACCCACAGACAAUCUGCAAAGAGUAUUUCAAAGCACUUCACCAAAUGCAGGUAUUUGGUCAAUGUGAGUGGGUAAAGGUGUGAUCUCUUUCAUUCUUCAGCCUGGGUCCUGGGGUUCUUGCUGAUGGAGGUUUUAAUUUUUUUAUUUCUUUAAAAGUUACACAUUUCAAGCCCAAAUAAAAUACUUUUAUUACCACUACAAAUGCAGCUGUGGAAGGCAGGGUUUGAAAAGAAAUGUCAGCUACAAGACAAAUUGUAUUUAUCUUAGAUGGUAAGUCAGGGGUUGCAUGCAGAAGGUUUAUCACUAUCUGACAGGUAACAAGAUAAAGUCCAGGUGUUACACAGGGAUGUGGAAAGACUUGAAGCAGGAAUAAAUAAUGCUUUACAAAGCAUUUUUGGGGAACAUUUGCAAACAAUGCAUCUGAGACAAUGGAGAAGUUAGCAGGGAGGGAAACUUCUUUCAGGGAUGAUUUGGUCAAGGGACAGGGGGAGGGAAAGGCGUGCAGGGGAUGAGGGAAUCUUCCCGCCCCUCUCUGAUACAAGGAGAGGAAAGGGGGGUUUUCCUGGAGCUUUGGAGACGUGACGGGUGACAUGCUGGGCUGUCUGUGUGUCGAUUAGCAUUUGUGAUUGCUCCCAGUGCCAGGGGGGAAGGCGCUCCGGCCUUCUGUCCUUGCAGCUUGGGGCAGUUUUAUCUGCCGGCAGGCUGCGAUAGGCAUUCCCUGUGUCCUGUGCCCGGUGUUGGCGGCUCCCAGCUGCAGCCGUGGCCUUUGUUCCGCAGCUCCCGGGGGGAUUGGGCUGCUGGAGCCUCUCGAAGCCCAGCCCGAGCCGCGGGUCCCGUCUGAGCAUCCCCCGGGCAGGGCAGCCCCUCACCCGUCCUGCAGGAACGCUGCUGAGCGGAGCCAAGCCCAGCUUCUGGCGCAUCCCUUCGGGAAUGGUGAGGUUCGCAGUUUUCCCUGUUAGAAGUUUCCUCACUCAGUCUUCUGACAUCAGAGUCUCCUCCGUUUUCCCCCUGGCUUUGCUUUGUUGGAGAUGUUUUGGUUUGGGUUUGCACCGUUGUGUUCUCCUCUUGCUCCUUGUCUUCCUUUUCACGCCCCCCCCCCCCCCCACCCUUUUAUUUUUCCUAACUAGGACAGCAGAAAUGUUUCUGCUCUCUCUGCCUGUUCUCUUAUAUUGGCCUCUUAUGCAAAUCUCCCUUCUUGUACUGGGGAAGUCCUCUACAAACAGCCCUAUCAUUUUAGUUAUUGAGUUUUCCCCUAUAGAACAGGACUGUCAGAUCCUGGUAUGAAUCAGCUGUUGAGAUUAAGAACUCAAGGGAAGUAGGUGGUUAAAUGUCAUAUUCUGUGGAGGUAACAACUUUGGUUUCAGUAUGAGAUCCAUAUACUUGGGCACAGACUGGGAUUUUCCAUAGGAAACAUUCCACUGGAUAAAAGACAGCUAAGAGGUCUUUUUACUAAAAUCUUCAGAAGAGAGGGACGUAAUUGAAAUUGAUUUGAAUAAUUACAGUUUCCACAUACGUCCAAUCCACAGAUCAGUGCCCAGGUUCAAUGGGAAGGUGGAAAAUCACAUCAGACUGACCUGGGCUGGCACCAGCACCAUUACAGCUCCUGGAGGAUGUGUGGGGAAACACACUGAUGUUUAAAAAGUUUGUAAAAUGUUCUGCAGCCCGGAUUUUGACAAAAAAAUUACCUGUGCCAAUGGCUACCCAGUCAGGGAUAAUCUGGGACUGUUUCUGAUAUUCCCAAAAUGCAGGGCUCUUUAGCAGACCUUUUAAAACUGAGGCACCUAACUUUGUCAAACACCUGAAAAACAUUAAUACUUUCUUUUAUGUCAUCCGGUGUCUUAUGAAAAGUUGAUCCAGACUUUGCUUGACCAUUAUGAUUCAUUUAGGGCUUUUGUUAACUUUCCUACCCCAUUCCUAAAGGGAAAUCUUCCUUUUCUUCCACAUAGCCACUGUACAGCCCAGCUGUAUGAUUAGAGCAGGCAAGAGAUGGACACAGUCCACAUGGGAGAAAGCAUCCUAAAGGCUUGGGGGUUUCUUCUGAGCACCUCCUCGGGAUCCACCUCUGCUUGAUUCAUAUCUUUUGUGUUUGGAGUCAAAUGUCACAGUCCCUAAGGAAUUUGCCUUGGGAGUCUUUUGUGGUUUAUCCUUGUUUGGCAAGGUGUGAGGAUCAUGGUUGUCGUGUAUUUGAGAAAUGAUGGCUAUUUUCUUUACGGAGGGACCUUUUCUAUGAUGUCUUGUUGUGCAGAGACUGUAAAAUAUGUAAAGUUUUCAUAGGACAGAAGGGCCACUUCCCAAGGCUGGUGGAGGUGUCUCUGCUAUAGUAGAGUCCUGACAGCUGCUCUCUCUCCUUUCUGCUCCCUCUGGACAAGAACAGCACCUCAUGCAGCAAAUGCAGUGAAAUGCUUUUUUUGAAGUGAUUUAUGAAUGGCUGCUGGCUCUCCAGUGCGAUGUUUGGAUGCAGAAGGACAGAACUCUGGUGAGAAGGGCCGUUUCCCCAGCCCAGCAGCUCUGUGCUCCCCAGCCCAGCCCAGCCCAGCCCAGCCCAGCCCAGCCCAGGAGCACUGGCCGGAGAUGUCGGGGCAGGAAGCCUGAGAGGUGCGGGGCUGUCACUGCAGCGGAUGCGGUCUGACCACAGGCUGAGGAAAUGACAAAAGGACUCCAGAGUCCUCCGAGCACCAGCUAAGCACUGACACUCUGGGAUCAGUACGGUGAUAUUGGAAAGUUCGGAAUAAAUCGGAUAAUAAUCAAGGACCUGGGGAAAAACCUCUGAGUACCUCGAGUGUCGGUGUGGCUGUGAGAGUGGAAAUGCAAGUCACCUCACAAGGGUGACAGCAGUGUGGUGCAAGUCACAGCAAAGAGGAGAGGGAAUGACAUGUGGCCUCGGGGCAUGGUCAGAGCAUCAUCUCCUUAUCCACAGAGGGUGGCAGAGUCCUAAAAAUGUCUUAAAUAGCUUUGAGGCUGCGACAGAAGCACUGGCAGGAUGGUGAGGCUGACACUGAGCAAAUCAGCAAUAGCAGAAUGCUUUACCAAAUGGAUGAGGGAAAGUUGCUGGAAACCACUCCGGACAGAAAAUUUAUUACUGUGGCUUUUGCCUGCUUUUGGGAUGAGCAGUGUUGUACAAUGCUUUCAUCGGGAUAGGGAAGGACAGCUGGGGAAUCAUUUUAAGUUACAGGGAGAGAGAUAGUAAGACUUACAUUAUUUCUGCUGUGGAAGGAAGUUGGUUGUCCUGCUACAAACGCCUCUCCCUGCACUGGGGUGAGUUGUUGUUUCACCAUCAGAGUUUCUGCAAACCCUCCUGGCAGCCUGCAGGACAGGGCUCGAGGGAGCAGGGAUCAGGAGCAUGGUGGAGAGAAAACCUGUACUUAGAGAGGGCAAAUAGGGUUUGGGAAUAACUGGAUAAAAAUGCAAGAAAACUAACAGAUGUACCCAAUUCUCAACUGCCUGUCUGGAAACUUCAUACAGGAAUAAGAGGCAAAGUCACAUCUGGAGAGAAGUGAUAUUAUUUUAAAAUAGACCAGAAUGGAUGCAUUAGCAAUAUGAUAAAUAUAUUCAGAGUAAAUUCUUCCCUUUCCUGUAUUCCUCAGUGGGUCACCUCUUCUUUAUAUUCUGUUUCCUCAUUUCUCUUAUUUUGUCCUUGAAGGAAAUGCUCCUCAUGUGUGAACACAGCUGGCUUUAGUAGGGCUGUGAGGAGGCAGAGUUUGAGUUCUUCCCUCACACAGGAAAGGAAAACUGGCUCCUCACAGGCAUUGUGGAUGAUAUUGGCAGUAGUAACUUGUUUCUGGCCAGGGUACAUGGUUUUAAUUAUGCUUUUUUACUAUGAAAGCCCAUCCAAAUGCUCUAUGUUUUUAUUUUUAGAAACACCACCAUAGAUAAAUGAACAUCAGCCGUCCUGAGUACAAAUAAUUUGCUCAAAAAUCCAACAUGUUUCGGUGUCUUUUUGGCAAUAUAUCAUGAUGCCUGCUGCCCAGCAAGACUUUGGUGAGCACAGGGGAGCUGUUUUCCCUUCUGUUUGUUUGAUCUGGCUUAUUUAACAGCUGGUCAUUCAUCCGUACUUAGUUUUGCCCUCAUUGGCUUUUUGUGACCAUUAGAAUUGGAAUAAUUACUGUGAGGUUUUCUCCUUGCUUUUAAACAUUUAUAACAUCCACUUAGGAAAAAAAAUAUGGUCAAAUGCGCUCUGUUCUAAUCUUCUACUACCACAAUAAAAAUUAAUCCACUUCUAGCACUUGGAGGGCAGGAGGCAAAGCUGCAAUAUUGGUUUGGGAUUAGCUAUUCCUGCCAGCCAGCCCAUCUGUGUUAUCAAAUGACCUUUGCUUGUUGUCUAGAGGGAUUUCACUUUUGGGGCAGUUUUGGUUUUUAAUUUUUUUUCUAAUGGGUGUAAACAGGAGGAGAAGAGAGGCACAGGACAGGCUGGCAGGGUGUGGUUUUGUCACAGUUUCAGUUGCUGUCACUGAUGCAGCAGUCUGGGUGUCUCUGGUAAAUCAGUCGAGACUUCACACCCGGGUUCACCAUGCUUGUUGCUGGAGCACUCCCUCCUUUCUUGGCCUGGACUGCAGCAGGGAUGGAAAUGUAAAACAGAAUUAUUGCCCCUCUUUCCCAUUUUUAGACUGAUAGACAAAGUUCAGGCACAGUACAGGUCUCUGAAGGGCCAUUUCUUCUGCCUUUCACAAGUACAAGAAGGGAAGGUUUUAAGUCUUGGAGGGCUGUUCCUUUCCUGUAAGAGGGGAUGACACCAAAUUUAGCAAAGCUCAAGCUCUCAUUUUACUUAUUAUUUCAGAAUAAUUUGCAAAGCCCAUCUAGAAAGCUCAUUACCCCACAGUAGGUUUAUAUUACAGCAGCCUUCACUUCCCAAGAGGACAUAAAGUCUGUGGUUCCAGAUAUCCUUGGCCUUGAUUUUUGCAGUCAGAGCAUCAGUGGUUCAGAUGAUACUUUGGAUAAAAUCUGAAAUGUGCUUGGAAGGGUCAGACUGGCAUGUGGAGUCCCUUGAUACAACAAAAAUUUCCACACCUGCUCAUGUUCUGCACUUGCAAUGGUGUCCACACAGGCAGGCGUGCAAGGAGGGCUGAGGGAAAGUGUAAGUGCUCCAGGUACCUGAAAACCAAGGCCAUGGUGUGCUGAUAAUUUUGCCUGCUUUGUUUCACUUGCAUCCUUUGUUAACAAAGAGCAGUCUAGAGGGAAAUAGUCUAUUAUUAAUAUUUAAUUUCCUCCUAUUACUGUAAGCAGAUGACCUAAAAGAUCAUUUAGGCAGCAGCCAAUAAUAAAGCAAAGAGAGGAAUCAGAAAAUGUAUGUCUUGGUUAGGUGGGUGAUGCGUCCUUCCUUCUCCUUCCUGCCCCACCCAGCCACAGCUCUUCAUCCUUCCACGGGAGGCAGGGCUGAGGAUGCUCCCCACAGCUGUGUCUGAGCAGUCAGGCACCUGGGAAGCUGCUCUACCUGAAGUAUUCACAAAAUACCAAACUUCAGAAAGGAAAUCCUUGAGCAACACGGAGAAGUGCUCCUGCUGCCUUCCCAAUCGUUCUCCCAAAGGACACCUGCUUUCAUCAUGUUUUACAGCCCCGGUUGUUUUGCAAAUUUGUGUUUUGCCUGUGAGCACAUUGGCUCGUUUAUUGUGACUUGAUCCUCUGAAGUGGUGGGGAGAGACAAGAUUUCUUGGAGUCUUUGAUUUAAAAGAUAGGGAGAUUCUCUUUGAGCUGAAGGGAUUUCAAAGAGAGGAUAAAAACUGACAAGCAUCUCCCUUCCAGGCUUUGGAAAGUAGGAAACAAAUGAUUUAGCAGCACCAAUUUUUCUGUUGAGGGCCAUAUGUGAAUUCAAGGAUUUUUCCUAAGGGAACUAAGUAAUCUGCAUGUGGCUGGUACAUGGGAAGGGUCAUGUUGUCAAAAGGAGAUGCAAGAUUGUGAUCUGUGGAAUGAGCCUUGAUGAAGAGCCCCUCUGGCCCCCUUAAGCUGCCUGCUGCCUCUCCUGCCCCAUCCUCGGGCAGACACAGAAACCAACCCCUCUGGGGCCUGGGGGAGCUGCAGUCUGUCACCUACGUGCCCACAGACUCUCUUGGGUGCCCUAAGGGCCGCUGAUCAUCUGGAGGUUUUGCUAAUAAGUGAGAGGAGCUGUCAAACUGAAGUGUCACAGGCACCAGAGCCUGGCAGGCACAGAGGGUGUCUGCUCUGGACCAGCUGACAGAGCCUGGGCAGCCAAAGCCUCCCAAAGCAGGAUGGACUCAGCCUGGAGGGGCAAAAAGCAGGAGAUGAGCUUGUCUGAGAUGGGUGAUCUGAACCAAGCAGUGGCCAAGGGCUCAGCUCAAUGCUUUUGGCACUCAGGAGAGAGAAGGGGCAGAACCUUGGUCCAAAGUCAACUGGAGAUGCCAAAUUAAAGCUUGCUUAGGCUCUGCUGGAGAAUUGCUUCAUGGGAACGUGCUGUGCAGAUGCUUUAUUGAAUUUUCAAGGGGGAGUUUCUCAUUGGGACUGAAAUAUGAGAGAGAACAGAGUGUUCCAAGUCACUACAAGUGAACAGAGCACCAGGUUUACAGGUUUGUGAAUGACAAAAAAGGUUUAUUUAAUAAUGGGGGAAAGGCCGGAACAUAGCCCGGGGUAUCACAAAGGAAUUAACAAAAUAAAACAAGGGCUUAUGAAGAAAUACUAAUUGUAGCUGUCCAGCCUGUUGGGUGACACAGGUUAUUUUUCUUAAGUUUCAAGAAGCUUGCCAUGCUGAUCCCUCAAGGGCCUGAGAUGUUAAAUAUACACUUCCCCAGUGAGUAAAGCAGAUUGUUAAUUAAUUUUUUCUUAUUAGACCUGAUUGCUAAGCCUUUGGGUCCUGCAUGAAGUAGACAAUUCUACAAUAAAUUUUGUUUUGCCUCUGGAUCUAUGUCAUCUUCUCUGGGUGGUCUCUAUUUAAUUUUGUCCCUGUACAGUGAAUUUCUAGCUGUAUAAGCAGAAAGAGUGCUCUUGUUUUAAAGCAAGUUGCAAAUACUCCUGAAAUGGAGAGUUGUUACGUCAGGUGAGCACUACAGCAGCUGACACAGUGGGAGAGGAAUGAGGAGAGGUGGGUGAGCUCAGGCUGAACAUGAACCCUCCUGUGCUGUGGCACAUUCUGUCAGCAGCAGGUGAAGCUGGGGUUGUGUGGCCAGGAAUUGUUUUUUCUAAUGUCAGUGGCUACUCAGGGGUGCUGAAGCAGACACAAAAUGUUGUUUUGUCGUGGCUGGGACACCUGCUCAGCUCCAGCCAUUUCUCCCCUGAGAUGUGCUGGCUCUGCAGAACUCUGAGUGUUUUCCAGCCCAUCUGAGAGCAGAGGGUGGAAGGACAUGCUGUCCUUUUCUGGACAUAACAUUCCCAUUGCUUCAGAAUAAAGGACUGGGGCUUGGGAUGAAGAAUCAGGCCACUGUUUGUGUGGAGAGAUGGGAAGCGAGGGACAAAUUCAGAGAUAAAAAAUUCAAAUUUAACAUCAGGCCAUGAAACAGUCAAAGUAGAAGGUUGAAAGCUCUGUUGUGUCAGGAAACAUUGUGUGAUGUAGUCAUUAAACUUCAGAUUCCAGCACUGUGCUUUUUCAGGUUCAGGCAGAGGUGUAGGAAAUUUCAGCUUUGUGCUGAGCCAUUGGGAGGUGUGGAACCUCCACAGUGAAGUUUGUAACUUUUCCUCCACGUCCUGCUGGAAUUUGAGAUGAGCCAUUGAAAGAGGUUAAACAAAAAUGCAUCUAGGAUUAGUAUGGAUUCGUGAUCCUACUGAAGGGAGCUCUCAAAUGGGGAAGAAUAUCCAGGAAUUUUGCUUUGAUCCUCUUCACUGAGGUGUAUGAGCUGUGAACGUGACGGGCAAGAGCAACAUGGCAAGACUUCAGGUAAAUCCUCUGAGCAUCAAGAUGCAAGUGCCCAGUUCUCAGGCUGGCUCCUCUCAAACAGGGCUUCCCUUCAGUUCUUCUGACUCCAUCUCUGAGGAGCCUGUGGGGGAAUUAUAGUGGAUUUAGCAGUAGCUUUGGCCCAAGUAUGUCAGGGUAAUUUGUUACGUUUUUCUAAGCUUGGCCCGGUGCUGGAGUUUGAACGUGCUCUUGUCCUGCAUGGGGAGGUGUGAGCCUGUGGGAAGGUGUGUGCUCCUGCUCUGUGCCUGACCUUGUCCUGCUGAGGGACUCAGGGGCUCACACCUACCUCAGAGUCCCAGGCACAGACAUGUCCCUCUUCCUCUUAGGAGCCUGUUUUGCCCACUGCUUCCUUUGUUAGGUUGUUUUUUUCCUCCUACCAGCUUUUUCCUGUGUUUUCUUUCCUCCCUUCUUGCUCACACACAUGCACAAAGCAUUGUUUGUUUCUCAUCCUGCUCCUUCUGUUCUCUCUGCCUCCAGAUUCUUCUUUAUUUCUAUCUCAUAUUAAUUCUAAUCCUCUUCCCUGGAAGCUGGGCUGGAGGGUGAGGUUUCAAUAUUGCUGCUUUGAAACAAACCUGUUGGGAUUUGUAAUGGACAAGCAGAGGCUUGCAGGGGCAUAUCACUGACAUCCCUGAAAUCCAAGAAAGUAAAAGCCAUCUUUGGGAAGUCACUGAAAACAGGAGGUUUUGCUGUAGGAACACAGACAAUAGAGAGACUUCUUGGGGUUCUUCUUCUUUAGGAAAGAUUAAAUGGAUGAUCCUUAUCUUCUUCUUCAUAUCUAGAUCACACACUGAUCUCUUCUGUUGAUUUCUUCCUCUAAAACCAAACAAAACACAGAAACAAGAUAGCUGAAGAUAGAGAAAAGCAAGGGUUUUGAAGCACGUCCAAACCACCAAGAAUCAUUCACUUUCCUUUCAAAUGCAGCAUUAGCAAUAGAGCUCUAAAUCAAUGAAAGGUCUAAAAUUAGAUUAUAUUCCUGAGAUCAGAUGUGAAUCACAAGUUAAUCAUAUUUUCUUUUAUUAUCACUGUCUUUACCCUUUUAUUUUAUCCUGAGAAAUUAGGUUUCUGACUGGAAAACAGAGUGAACUGUGAAGGCAUCAAACCCUGAUGGGUGAGACCACGCCAGAUCACCAGUGGAUGGGGCUCAAAAAUCUUGUGUUUUGGAGGUUCAAGUUGCAUCCAAAACUGAGCUCAGUGAUUUAUCAGUUAGUGCUGUGUUCCUCUCUCUCCUAGCCCUCUGAUGUAUCAAGCUGUUUCUUAAAUUAAUGAGAAAAUAUUAUUGCUAAAGCUUGCUAAAUAAGGUUUGCAACCCACUCUGCAAGUGACAGGCGAGGACAGCAGGCAAUUAUCUCUUGACUGUGGCACAAAGCUCAGGGAACUGUGCUCUCCCUUCUGUAAUUUUAGCUGAAACUCUGGUGAAAUGCACCCAUAUCUGAAGCAGAGGUACAAGGUGACAUGCAAGGGCGUGCAGGUGAUGUGUAUCUGCUUGUAUGAAAUGCAGCUGCAGGAUCGUUUCCUCACGAGCAGCACCAACUUUAGAGCCAGAGCUGUCCCAGGACACUGCAGGAACUGGAAUGCAGCCCUGAGCCACGGCACUGGCAUCGUGCCUGCAGGUGUAUUUCUGGGAGAGGUGUGUUUUGGUGGACGUGUUUCUGGCUGGUUGGAGGUGAAGGAUGAUGCUCUCCUGGAUGCAACAAACACUAUGGACAGUGCAGGUAUAAUGAACAAAUGGUUUUCUUAUAGGGUACAGGUUUACAUGAACAGAAAUAAUGGAGUUGCAGGAGGAGAGCCUGCAGAGAUCCUUGCAAAGAGUGUGCACGGUCAGCAGGAAUGUCCUCGAAGAUGUCCCUGUCUGGCACACCUUGAACACUUCUCCCUGCCAUGGAUCCAGUGCCUGGAUAUAUGGAAGCCAGACAGGUGUGGCCACAGAGGGGUGACCACUCAUGCCAGCAGUGAGGCUCCCCUGUGAAUGAAGGCUCAUGUCCUUGCAGAGCAGGGUGUUGGUGCAGCAGUUUUGUGGCAAAGCACGUGAGGGUGGGCAGCACGUGAUGGCUCAAACCCAAUGUUUGCAAUCAGAGUGAGACAGGUGUGUGUGAAAGGCUCUUCCACCUUUCCUCUGUGCAGCCUCAGCACUUGCCAGGACAUAAUUAGUGAGGCUCUCGUGUUUCAGGGCGGGCUGUGGAGCAGCUGCUGAAGUGCCAGCUCAGUUGGUAGCCUCAAAAACAAAACGUCCCUUGUUUCUCAUCACCACUGUGAAAUGCUUCCUGAACUUGGGUUUGGCCCUGCAGCUUUCAGGAUAGACAAAAUGUGAGAAUUUUGCCAAUAAUGUUUUCUUCUAGGUCAGUUUAAUAUCCGUAAUCAAUUUAAUGUGCCACUUUAAUGAGAUUUUGCUUUCUCCGUCUCCUCCAUAGAGCUGAUUACUUAGUAUAUGUGGUUGGUGUUUUGUUUUCUUUUCUUUUUAGAGGAAACUGCAAGUGAAGAAGUUUAAUGUUUGCUCCAGAUGAAAAGAGUAUUUCCCAAGUCCUGGUGGGAAAAGGUGAAAAAGAGGACCAGAGGAUGUUGCUAGUAGGUAUGGAGAUGACAGGAAGCCAUGACUAGAAGGGGGAUUGUCAACAGGAAACAAAGCACCGGAGCUGAUGUGACACUGCUGUACAGUACAGCUGCUGUGCUGUGCUGCCUGCUGGACUCUGAGGCCUGGGGAGCACUGUCUGUGUCCAACAGAGAUUCUCCUGUCUCUUUGUCUGCUGGAGUUGAAUUAUUCUGCACCUGGUUAAUCCACUUGGCUGGAGCUGGCAAACCCUGGGCUUUUUUUCUUGACACCAGCUACUGUAAAGUCCUUUGACAGCUAUGGGGAGAAAAAUGUGUGCGUGAGCAGCCUUCCCAGGCUGGCAGCUGAGCACUGCACGGAGCCCAGGCAGCUUUGAGGUGUCCUGGCUGUUCAGUGCUCUGCAGAUAUGAACGCUGAGCUUUGGGCCUGGUUGCUCUCACCAUGCUAGUACAUGGGAAGGACGACUUCCUCUCAGACAUAGCCUACAUCAUCCUGGAACUGAUCAUUGCAGUGCUGGCCAUCCUGGGGAACAUCCUGGUCUGCUGGGCCGUCUACCUGAACAGCAACCUGCAGAACGUCACCAACUAUUUUGUGGUGUCCCUGGCUGCUGCUGACAUUGCCGUGGGCGUGCUGGCAAUCCCCUUUGCCAUCACCAUCAGCACUGGCUUCUGUGCCUUCUUCUAUGGCUGCCUUUUCAUUGCCUGCUUUGUCCUGGUUUUGACUCAGAGCUCCAUCUUCAGCCUCCUUGCCAUCGCCAUCGACAGGAUCAUUGCCAUCCGAAUACCCCUCAGGUACAAUGGCUUGGUGACCGGCUCUCGAGCCAAAGGCAUCAUUGCCAUCUGCUGGGUGUUGUCCUUCAUCAUUGGCCUGACCCCGAUGCUGGGGUGGCACAAGCGUGCCCAGAACCAAGAGCCAGGUUCCAACAAGUCCUCUCCCAUCAACUGCAGCAACAGCAUGGUGGCGUGUCUCUUCGAGGCCGUGGUCACCAUGGAGUACAUGGUCUAUUACAACUUCUUUGCCUGUGUGCUUCUGCCCCUCCUUCUCAUGUUUGGUAUCUACUUGAAAAUCUUCAUGGCAGCCCGGCGCCAGCUCAAGCAGAUGGAGAACAAGAUGGUACACGGGGAACGCUCCCGCUCCACGCUGCAGAAGGAAGUCCAUGCAGCCAAGUCUUUAGCCAUCAUUGUUGGGCUGUUUGCAGUCUGCUGGCUUCCACUACACAUUAUUAACUGCUUUACCCUUUUUUGCCCAAGUUGUGCCCACGCUCCCCUCUGGCUGAUGUAUCUGGCUAUUAUCCUGUCUCACGCUAACUCGGUUGUAAACCCCCUAAUUUAUGCCUACCGCAUCAGGGAGUUCCGAUACACCUUCCGUAAAAUCAUCAGCCAGCACAUCCUGGGCCGGAAGGAGCCGUUCAAGGCGGGAGCAGCCAGCUCCAGGACUUCCACCCACGGUGGGGACACCGAGAACGCCAGCAUACGGAUCAGCGAGUAUGCACUAGAGGUGUACGCCAACGGAGAGAUCCACAGGGAUCCUGAAAAGCAGGACUUAAACAAAUGCAAAGCUGGCUUGGAAUGGCACCAGAAUGGAAAUGCUCUGGACUUGGAGACAAAUGGGCAUCUCCCACAUUCCUGCAAAAAUGGGAUUCUCUCAGAUGCAUGCCUGAACAGGGAGGUUCAUAGUGAAGAGCUAAUUGAUGCCCAGGUGUCUUACUCAGAUCUGGAAAGAGCAGCCUUUGCUGCAGCUGAUGUUUCCUGAUGAGACUUUCAAAGUUUUCCUGGUAGAAUUUUUUUCUUUUCCACUGGUGACCUCUGCCAUGGCAAAAAAGGGAGGUUGGGGGGCGGGGGGAGAGCAGUAUAUCCAGAUCACUGUGGAGAAAGGGGUCCAUGUCCAGGACUAUUGGAUGAUCCUAAAUACCAGACUGGAGAAAAGCCAAGAGACCAUGGAAGUGGACUAAGGAAGGAGCGACAUGUUACCCAUCAAUGGCCUGUCACCAAGAGCAGUGCCAAGGUCGAGGAUGGCAUUCCAAGUCCAGCACUGGGAGACUGCUGAUGCAGGGAUUUCGGGACACUGUGCUGUACUGUGCCUGUGCUUGAGUGUUGGUUUUGCUGUCUUUACCAAUGGAAAUAGAAGCAUGGCUGGAAGUAUUCCCUGAAUAACAAAGAUCAGCUGGGAAGGGCCUCUUAGUACUGUGGCCCUGCAACAAGUAGAUGGGGGGAUAGCAAAAUCUGUAAGAAGGAAGCCAGGAGCUACUUGGAGAAGGAAGGAAUUUACCCGAUGAGAACUCUGGAUACUUUCAACCAUGGCACUUUGUCUUUCAGUUUGUGUUUUUAAAGCUUAUACUGCAAAAGGUUGCUCAAUUUUUUUUUUCCACGUGGUGAUAAGGUUACUUAAGUUAUAAAAGAUGGCCAAGAACUCAUAUCCAUUCCCUGAGUGCUCAGUGUUCCAGAUGCACAUGGCACAUAUAACCUCCCAGUGCUCCACUUUGUUCAACAAAUCACCAAAGCUGAGCCUUGCCAAGGAUUUCCCCUGGCAGAAGGGCUGUUAGCAGGAUGUGGUGCUGGGCCAGGGCUGUGGCUGUGUUCUCAGGGCAGGGCUGUGAAGGGCUGUGGUUGUGUGAGUUCUUUUUAGGCUGGUGGCACUUUCUGCUUUCCCUCUGUUUCUGUGCUUCUGCUCCUGAGCUCCUAGAAUGCAAAUGCUUUCCAUGGCCCCACAUGUGUGUGAGGGGAGGUAAUAUUCCAUAUUUCAGUCAUCCUCAUCCUCAUUCAACAGGCUGAGGGACAUUUUUUUUCUUUCUUGGGAUAAAGAGCAACCCACACACAUAUCUUGACCUAAUUUUGGAAUUCCAGUGAGCUCUAUUUAGAAACGUUAUCUCAGUGAUUUCAGUUUUUUUUUUUUUCCUGUGAAGCCUGAUGUGUCCCUGUGGUGCAGAGGCCAACAGAGCUGGGCCUGUCUGAUUAGAAGAUGCUCCUGCUCUGAGAAGCUGAAAAGUGUCAGUAGUAUUGGAACUCAGCUUAAAAACUGCAGUUUCUACUUUCUGUUGAAGAGAACAGGCAAAUCUGUGCUGCAGCAAGUGUACACACUGCUGUGGUUUGUUACAGAGGUGUUUCAUUGCAUUUUGGUAAUUUUCUGUGUCACAGGAAGUCUGGCAGCUCAAGAACAGCAGAAAAUCACAUCAGCUUGAAUUCUACCUGAAGAUCAUCUGGGUUUUGUUUUUCAGACAAACAAUCCAUGUUCAGUACUACCAGCCUUCUGGAGGGAUUGGCAGUAGUGGUCCUACUGGGAAAUGCAAAGUCUGGUGAUUUCAGGGAUCUGAAGCUUAUUCCCUAUCUGAAAACCCAAUCUGGUUCCUCCUCAUAUCUGUCCACUAACAUUUCAGAAGCCAAGGGAAAUUGGAUUUUCAUACUUGAGGAAGAGCAGGUUAGCUUUGUGUGUUCUUAUUCCAUGUUUAUUUUAUAUAUUGUGAACUAUUAAAAUGAAAAAUCAAUUUCAUUUUGAGGAAUUUUUUUUUUUUUGGCCAGUUUCUCUACAUGCAUGUGGAGAAGUUUGUGAUGCUGAAUGUGUUUGAGUAUGUAGCUGCUCUAGGCUAGCACAAAGCUUACUAUGAGAUGGAUAAAAAGAUGUGGCUGCCACCACAGUCCUUAGCAGAAAGACAGGCCAGUUUGUAAAACAAUAGGCUUUGUGGUUUAAUUGAACUGCUGCUUUCUUGGAAGGGCUCUUCCCCCUCAGUCUGACGUGAGAGGAGAGGAUUAUCACUGCAGCCCCACUGAGGAACACUAAGCCAUUUCCCUGGGACUGAUGUCAUAGGUAGUUCCUCUGUAGGGUGACUCGGGAUCUCGUUGCUCCUGAUCCUUCUUGAAGGAAUAUUUCUCUAGGUUAUUUGUGUGAUGGCUUCUCUGACCUCCUGUAACAGUGGCAGAAGAACUCAGGAAAAUGGGGGGCUGUUCUCUUCAGGCCUCAGCUGGGAGCUGCAACGUUUCUAAGAAUAACACAAGAUUACAUCCGGCACUCAUGUCAAUAACAAUUAGGUCCACAAAGACCCAGAGCAGGGAAGGAAGUGUGGGAAAAUACCAGCAUGUGCUGGAACACACAUGAGUGCAGAAGUGUUGCCUGUUGAGCUUUCGCUGCCACUGUAAAUGGAUGGUUUGCACUGCAUUGAAUCAGACUUCCCACAGUCCGUGUGGAUUGGUGGCUUUCUAUUGUUUCCUGAGCAUCUCCACACUUACUUAUGGCAGUUUCUUGCUUGGUUGCCCCAAGAAUCAAGUUGAUCUAUGUUGAUGGACAAACUUGGGAUUGUUUUGCUUUCCAAACUGCUCUGGAAAACUUUCCUGCCCAACCAGAUCACCAAGCGAGCUUACUGACUUUCCAGAUGCCUUGAAUUUAGCUUUUGUGUUGCUGCUUGAGCUGCCCCCGAGUGUAUCCAGUCCCUUUCAAUCUAGUGACCCACUCUUGAAAGUGAAAAGGGUGUGUGAAGGGGGUGGGCUGUGUGCAGGAGGAAGGGCAGGGUACACAGAGAGCAUGGUUUGUGGAGCUGUGUGCAGUCACAGGAAGGAAGGGAUGGCAGCUGCACACAUGCUACGUCUUCUGGCAAACAUAUGGCUGAGAUGGACCCUCAGAAGAUGUUUCUGAAGCAGUUGCUGGGGGGAGCAGGAGCCUUUUGAAAGGAAUUCAGGACUUAAUAUUUUUUGUUUGGUAGGGAACAUAAUUUUAGGGCUUCCCGCUUUUUGGUUUGUUUUACUUAAAAAAAAAAAAAAAAGAAGCAAUAGGUUUCAUCAAUGAAGUAUGCUCUUUCCUUCUCCUGGCAGCUCUCCACUCUUGAGACAAGUACCUGCCUUCCAGACUUCCUAGGACCACUCAUAUCCCCAUUUUUCUUCCAGCUGGAGAACAUUUAGCUGAUCCAACUGUUCUAGAUAAACAAAGAUGGUGCCAAGACCAAGAGAAUGAGGUGACUAUCAGGAGAGGCUGGAGAAUACCUUCUUGGGAAUUCCAGGUGCAGUGGGUCCAGAGAGUAGGAGCUGGGGUCAGCAGAGACUAAUUUCAUUGAAUGAGAACUUCCUGCUAAUGAAGUCUGAAGAUGCAUAGAGAGAUGUAGUGCCUCAUUUGGCGUGAGGGCAUUCCAUGAAUUUCACCAUUUCCUGAAGACUCUUAGGCUCCAGAGUUUAUUUGCUUUAUAAGAGUUUUGGAGAAAGCAAAGUUUGAUCAAUUGCCAGGAGUAAUUUUACCAAGAGUUCUUGGGGCUCUCUCCUUAAUAGGGCACUGCUUUUUUGUCUGCAAGUAAAUGCACCUAGAGCUGUGUCCUGCAGAGUCCCUUUUGGAUCAGUGAUAUUUUAAAGUUCCGUGCAAGUUUGAACUGCAGCUCUUGAACCAAGAAGCAAUUUGGCAUGAUGGGACAGUUGGGAAUACUGGAGACAGAAAGGAUUUCUCACUGGUCCCAGCUGGUGCUAGGGUGCAGGUGGACUUGGAGUGACAUAAAAUAAUCUGAGCCUUUGGUCAUUUUUUGAAGGGGAUGCUGGUAGAUAUAGAGAAGUCUCUAAGAUGUAGGAGACUGGAGGGUCAGGAUGGACAGGAAAUCCUGGUAGUGAAGGAGCAUUUGUAAAGUAGGCGUUUGGGAGGAUUUCAGGGGAGCAGGAAUGUGCUGGGAGGUGCUGUGGGGUGUAAAGAUGAUGCUGGCUUGAGAUCAAGGUGUGGCUUGCUGAGGAAGGACUCUGGAAAGGAUGUACAGCCUUACAGCUCUCCUGGGGUCACUGCAAGGAUUAGCCCUUCCUGGGCUGACUUUGGAAGGGGUAUAUUGACUGAGGCAGGGCUGGUUCUUAUGGACUAUGUCCUUUCCAGAUACAUUGUCCCUUUUCAUGAGCGCAUCCAGGUAUAACAAAUCCCCUUCUGCUUCAUGAGCAUGAGCCCUACCUAAAACCAAAUCCUUCCAGCCAAGUUCUGUGGAAGGGCAAACAGGCUGCAGUGGUGCUGCAAUGCAUUAAACCUGCAUGUGAUACUCUCUGGUGGUGUUUGCUAAGUUCAGCUGCCUAAUAGUCAGUUCUCUCCCAAAUUGUUUUGGGCAUCAAAUUGCACUGAGUCAUUUCAGCGUUUUUUUCUUUCCAGCCCUGAGCUUCUGGCUGUCUUUAUGGCAAAACACAUAAAGAGUAACAAAAAUCACCAGUUCUUUAUUUGCAUGAGAGGUGACUAACCCUGACAGAUGAGAAUCCCCAGACUGGGGCAAUGCUGUGUGUAACUCCCCACCUUACUUGCCUGCUGGGGCUGUUCACACAAGGAUAUGUUAAAAUCAAGACUGGAACCCGUUGAUCUGAGACCAUCCUUGACUGUCUCACGUCCCACUGUCUGAGGAGCUGGUGUUCCUGCCCUGUCCUGUGGAGAAGUUCUCUGUGGUCUGCAAACCAAGACACCAUGAACUCCCUGCUGCACAUGCUGUCAGUAUGAAACAAUUACUCUUUUAAUUUAAAUGUUUUAUGAUAUAGGUGUUGUUUUCCCUCUGUCAG